This is a messenger RNA of Numida meleagris (helmeted guineafowl), 6904 nucleotides long. Its product is annotated as KIAA1549 like. The transcript has 20 exons. Bases 88 to 3510 code for a protein of 1140 amino acids. Lineage: Eukaryota; Metazoa; Chordata; Aves; Galliformes; Numididae. The record is from RefSeq and is a predicted model, not a curated record.
ACAGAAUCUUUUCCCAACUGGAGAACUAUACUAUCACCAACACGGCCUUCCACAGAAACUAAGACUUCCUCGGUAGUUGAUAUUACUAUGGGACAGACUUUGGAGAAUGCAAACUUGCUUCAGAUGAUAAAAACAACACUGACUGGCACACGUUCAAGAACUUUGGAUCAAACUAACCUGUCGCCCACCCUUUAUCAAGGCAGUGGAAAUAGUGCAUCACAGGAACCUGCUGAAGUUUCUGCUGAGUCACCUCUGAGGUUGUCAUCUCAAGAUGCUGAUGAAACAGCUGGGGAAUCAGGUUUGCCUCAACUUGCAUCAGCGAAAGCAACUAGGCUUCCCCCUACUCGAGUGGAAAACACUUCUGCUCCUUCAGAAACAACAGCAGCAGCAGCUUUUGCUAACAUGACAGCAGCUCCUCCUCUGGAUUGCCGGCUCUCCUGGAACCUUAUGGUUAAAACAGUUCUCUUUCUGAACACGAGGAGGAUGAUGAUCAGCAAGUCCUUCAAGGAGAGUGUGACAAAAGGACUUAACCAAGCGCUGAGACAAGCUUUCAACCAAAAUGUCAGCACUCAGGUGGAAAUCCUGGAGCAAUCAAGUAACAUCACUAUUGGUUACUAUGUUACACGAGGGAGACUGGUUUUUAUACCAGCUGCUGUAAUUGAAAGACUAAUUGCCUAUGGCAUUAGCAAUGCCACAGCAGACUUAAAACAGCAUGUACUGAGUCUUCAGUCCAUUGUGGCCCUGGCGAUGCCAUGGAAGCCCCUUCCUGCGUACCACUUCCAGCUGAAGACGGAGCUGCAGUUUGUGAGUCAAACGGAUAAUAUACAGUCAUGCAAAUUUGUUCAGACGAUGGAGCAAAGGCUACAGAGAGCAUUUCAGGAUGCUGAGAGAAAGGUCUGGAACACCAGCAACAACCUAACAGUUCAGAUUUUGAAUACCUCCAAAGUCUCCCAAGCUGUCACUCUGUUUUAUGUAGUCAACAAUCAAAGCACAACUUUAAAUGGCACUAUUUCCAGCAACCUUCUUAAUCAGCUGUCAGCUGAGCUGGUGGGUUUCUACCUGACCUACCCACCUCUCACCAUUGCAGAGUCUUUGGAGUAUCCAAACCUCGAUGUCUCAGAGUCAACUAGAGACUACUGGGUGAUCACAGUUAUACAAGGGGUUGAUAUUACAUUACUGGGACUGAACAAUCAAAGCUUUGCAAGAUUGAUGGAGCAACGCUUGGCCCCGCUGUUCAUGAUGUCCCAUCAGCAAGGAAGACGCUUUAAACGUGCCACCACCGUGGGCAGCUACACUGUGCAGAUGGUAAAAAUCCAACGAAUUCCGGGACCCAAGGAGCCAGCUGAACUAACAUACUAUACUUUAUACAAUGGGAAGCCUUUGCUGGGCACUGCAGCUGCCAAAAUUUUGAGUACUGUUGACUCCCAGCGGAUGGCCCUGACACUUGGUUAUGUGAUUCAAGUUCAAGCUGAUCCUGUGGUGAAGAACCCGCCAAACAACCUGUGGAUCAUUGCAGCAGUCCUGGCUCCCAUUGCUGUGGUUACGGUUAUCAUCAUUAUCAUUACAGCAGUUCUGUGCAGAAAAAACAAGAAUGACUUCAAGCCGGAUACCAUGAUGAACCUGCCUCAAAGAGCUAAACCAGUACAAGGCUUUGACUAUGCCAAGCAACAUUUAGGUCAGCAGGGAGCGGAAGAUGAAGUUUUACCGGUAACUCAGGAGACUGUCAUACUUCCACUUCCAGUCAGAGAUGCUCCUGCCUCCCAGGAGAGAGAAAUUACUCAGGAUGGGAGCACCAUUAAAACGGCCCAAUCCAAUGAAACAAGGAAAAGCCGGUCCCCGAGCCAGAACGGCUCCAUCAUCAGCAACGAGUCGGGAAAGCCCAGCUCCAGCCGGAGCUCCCCGCAGAAAGUCGUGGCACCGCAAAAAGUGACAAAAGACGAAGGCAGGAAAAGAAACGUGCCCAUCAGCGAUGAAGAGGAAGGAGGCAUUCUCUUUGAUAACAUUGCCAAAUCUGCUAUUGACCCCUUUGACACCUCUUCUGGAUCUGUACAGCUGAUAGCUAUCAAACCUGUGGCACUACCUGCUGUUCAUGCUGCGUCAGAUCGGAGUCAGGAGUCUGCUGUCAUUAAUGGAGAGGUGAACAAGGCUUUGAAGCAGAAGUCCGAUAUAGAACAUUACCGCAACAAGCUGCGUUUGAAAGCCAAGAGGAAGGGGUACUAUGAUUUCCCACAGGUUGACAACAGCAAGGGGCUGACAGACAGAAAAAGGAUGUAUGAGAAAAACCAGAAAGAAAUUGACCACAUUUUGGAUCCUGAUCCAGAUGUAUCAUCUCCAUUUGCUGAGCCUAAGAGCAGGCAACAUAUGAAGAACUCGAUAUACAGAAGCCGGCAGUCUUUGAACAGUCCUAGCCCAGGAGAAACGGAGAUGGAUCUUCUAGUGACUCGAGAAAGACCCAGGCGUGGAAUCCGUAACAGUGGAUAUGAUACUGAGCCUGAAAUUAUAGAAGAAACAAAUGUUGACCGUGUCACUGAGCCUCGGAGCUACACCAGGUCCCGUCAGGCCAAAGGCCACUCAGAGACCUCAACGUUAAGCUCUCAGCCCUCCAUUGAUGAGGUUCGACAACAGAUGCAUAUGCUCUUGGAAGAGGCUUUCAGCCUGGCCUCUGCAGGCCACGGAGGACAGAGCAGGCAGGAGGCCUACAGCUCCGCACCACACUUGCCCUACUCAGAGGUGGUGACCAGCGCUCCUGGUACCAUGACCCGACCUAGAGCGGGUGUGCAGUGGGUACCCACAUACAGACCAGAAAUGUAUCAAUACAGUCUACCAAGACCAGCUUAUAGAUUUUCUCAGCUUCCUGAGAUGGUCAUGGGAUCUCCUCCUCCUCCUGUCCCUCCCAGAACUGGUCCUGUGGCUGUUGCCUCUCUCAGGAGGUCUACGUCAGAUAUUGGCAGCAAAGUGAGAAUACCAGAAUCCAGUGGGGUGGAUCAGGCCCAGCAUCAUGAUCCAGCAUCUUAUGCACCUGGUUCAAGAGCUCCAAUGUCUGUUGGCCCACUUGAUCAAUCAGCUUUUCACUCAGGAAAUACAGUACCGGCAGUAUUUGCCAUACCAGCAGCAAACCGACCUGGCUUCACAGGCUAUUUUAUCCCAACACCGCCCACAGCGUACAGGAACCAAGCCUGGAUGCCCUAUGCUGGAGAGAAUGAAUUACCAGGACAGUGGGCAGACUCAGUUCCGCUCCCUGGAUACAUCGAGGCUUAUCCAAGGCCCCGCUACCAACACAAUUCUCCUUCACGACUCCCUCGCCAGUACAGCCAGUCAGCAAGCAUGCAUCCCAGCUUGGAACAAGCUCCUUUGCCCUCUGCCACAGCUUCUCAGCAGAGCCUGACUGAAAAUGACCCAUCCGAUGCUCCUCUCACCAACAUUUCUACAGCUGCCCUGGUAAAGGCAAUAAGAGAAGAAGUUGCGAAACUGGCCAAGAAACAAACAGAUAUGUUUGAAUUCCAGGUUUAAUGUCUUCUGUGCACAGCAUUUGUAUCAUGUAACUUGGAGUGGCUGAGCAAGUGACCUCCUUAAUUUUCACUUACAAACUUAGAGUGAAUUGUGCGAAGUGAUGGCAUUUUUCUCCAUCUGAAAAAUCAACACUAUGAAAUAACUUAUAGUAGAGCAACAGGACCCUGAAGAUAUGUAUUCUACUUGCCAGCUAAGGAAAUGCUGCCAGGUAACUCUUUAAUAUCGGUAAUAUCGAUCAUAUGCAAGUGUUUGUCACUUGGCACUCAUACUAUGACCCGUCAUCGCUAGAGAUGCUGCUGUACAUGUCAGUGCCAUGCAGUAUUUCAGUUGCAGGCCCAAAUGCAGAGCUUCUGGGAAUAUCUUCUGCAUGUCAAAACCUUAUUUCUUUAAUUAAAGAAGAAAAUGGAUGGAAAAUGGCAAGCUAAACGCCAUGGUGGGUGUGGCAGCCAUGUUAAUUCUUUGUUACGGGACAUCGUACGAGGAAUGUUGAUUGAGUUUAUCUGUGUUGCUGCAGCCUCUUCAUUCUAGAGACUGUAACCAAACCAAAAGAAUCUGAGAUGAGUAAGUAAUACAAAUAAAUAUCCUGUAAAUAGCCCCAAUUCUUUUCAUCCUAUUUACAGUACAGAAAAGUGAAAGAAGAGAAGACUGCGAGAAGGCUAAUGAUAUUUUGUUAAUUAAUGGUUGCCUUGUCCAUGAAUGCCACUGAUGAGUUAUGGAGGAGAUGUUUUCAAUGUGAGAGAGCACAAUUCAUGAAGAGCUAACAAAGGAAAUUGGUGCUAGAAGUUUCCAGGAGAAAUGAAAAAAAGAUUCUUUGUGUUUGCUCUAUAUUCAGACUUUUCACUCUGAAUGCAUGAAGCUGGUAAACCUGAGACCAACCUGGAAUAGUGAAUACACCUGCUUGUACAAGACAACCUUUGUUUAACACAGUGCUUUUUUUUCCUCUUUCUUAAACAAUGAUACCUAGUGAAGUGCUACCUGAAGCCGCAGUUGAUCUUGAUCAGACUGGAACAGUGCAUACACAUAUAGGAAGUUCUGAAUGUAGAGGACCUGAUUACUAUAUUAACAUGUAAAUAAGUAAAUGGUUAAAUGGAUUAACGAAAACACUAGUGUGCUUUGAAAAAAGAGAGAGUUUCUGGAAAUGAUGCUGACUGUAUAUUGCUCAAGAUAAAGGUCGCUAAUAGUUAAACUGCAUUAUUGUAUGCAUCCAAUCCCGAAAGAAAAUCAAACUGGUUGAAUAGGACACAAGAUUGUCUUUUGCAGUUGUACAGAAUAGUUGAAGAUUAUGAACAAUUGCUUUCAGUUCCUUUGGCCAUGAGCUUCAGGAACUGAAGUUGUUGCAAAAUACAUUGUGUUGGGCAUGUUUGAUGUCAACUGGAGUUAAAGGUAAUGUCCUUCAUUUCAGUAACUUAUCUGGUUAUCCUCAAUUGCUUAUGUUAUUUUGAUUGAUCAUUUCAUUUUCUUGAAUUUCUUUGGUCUUUACCGUGGUGAGAAAGAGAGUUUGGUUUAGCUUUUUGGCCAUCAGUAAAAUGAGAGGAGAAGAGAGGACACUAGAGUAGGGGAUAAAAGAAAUUGAUGAAGCACAAACUUUUAAGACACAGCUAUUUUUUUCCCCAAAUAAUUAUAUAAUAAACCCUGUUUGAGAUCGUGAUAUAUAGUUAUCCUAGAAUAUACUGAUAUCUUCUGCUCCGAGACUGUAGGUAUUGCAGAAGCUUUUGGAGUGCUAGCUGAACUUUAAUGUGAAAUUUCAUUUUUAUUAUUUAAAAAUCAGAUAUAAAUAAAAAAUGUAUUUUUGUAAUCUCAGUGUAUAUACUUGCUGUAUGUUUAUACAAGUGACUAGUCUGAAAUAGUCAGAAAAUUUCCAUAAACCAAGUGCAAAAAAAGAAAACAAAAAAACAUGAAUAAUUUUAAUGAUCAGUAUUAAACGUGCAGCAUCUGGAAUACACAAAUGCACAUUUGGGUGACUUGGAUACUAAACAACCAAAGAAACUGGAUCUUUCUUGUAAAUAUAAGUCCGCUCAAGACAGACUAUACCCAUCUCAGUUACCUGUCAGCUAACUGAUACCGAUCUUAUCAGUGUAAUACAAGACAUCCAAAUGUCUUUUUGUGUUAAUAGCUGCCUAAAAAUGUUGCAUUUAAAAAUAACUUAAAAAAUAUAGGGCCAAACUCAGCAUGCUGUAAAAUGAUAAGUUCUGUUUGGCUCCAGUGGGAACUCAGCUCACUGAGAGCAAGGCUGAGUUUGUUAGGUUUUGUUCAUACAUGCAAGUUUCACUAGAAUCACCUGAACACUACUGUGCUUGUUUUUUGUUUUCUGUAACAUGAGUGUAGGCAUAAUUUAAGAGCAGCAUAUAGUUAUUUAGCCUAAGCUGGUUCGUAACUGGAUUAAGCUAACUUGGUAAGUGAAAUCUGCAUUAAAUUGUGUCAGCCGUGUUGGGCAUCAGCUUUAUUAACUUACUUUUUGAAUGAUUCUUCUAGUUAUUCCAGUGAAAUUUUGUGUGUAGAUAGGCCCUUCUAUGCAGUGGGAGCUAAAUGCCCUGUGAAAUAAAUUUCUGUGUCUUUGACUCAAGUUUUGCAGGACUAUCUUAAAGCUGCAAGUGUGGAAGCAGCAGCAGUCCUGCAGACUGGGAAGGCUUAUGGUGCCACGUAUCCCCAAAAGAGUCACAGGAGGUAGGACGUACCAGAUUUAUAGAGCAUCUUUGGGAUGCUUAGCUCUGCUUGUAGAUCUGUACCCGUUCUUCUACUUAAGUGAUUUAAUACUUCCAUCAAAAAGCGUGUUAGUAUAAAGCCAAGCAUCUAUCUGCCAUACUGAAAAUGAAGUUUGGAAAUUACAUGCACAGUAUGGGAUUUGAAUGCCUCUAUGCAAACAAAAUGAACAAAAUAGGAAACCCUAACGCUAAAAGAACCACUUGAAUGGCCUUCUAGAAAGACAAUUUUAGUAAAGGUAAACAAAGUACUGUACAUACAACUGAGGAAGACCUGUUAGAUUUCCAAAAUGAAUUUUGUUUCGUAUUAUACUGAUGAUGUGCAGUCUACUGAAUCAUCACUCUGAAACCAUUGUGGUGCACUUUAUUCACAAAGGCAUUUUACAUUCUUCGUUCAUAAUGGCUUUCUAUCUCACUUGUAAUAUGUUUCUGUAUUUUUUUUAACGUAAAAAGUAAGAUUGUAUCAAGACAGUAAGGACAUUCCUGUGAAAGAAAAAACAUGCUGUAAUAUUUAUACUGUCUGAGCACAAAGCAAUGAUAAAGUGAAAAUAUAGUGUACAAAUAAUUUGUAAAAUAAUAAACAUUUUGUAUGGCUACAAUUACAGUAUAGUUUUUCAAUAUUGAUUUCAAAGAAGAAAGUACACCUGUUUAAUGUUAUGAUAUCAUCAGGCUAUAUUCCUGUCAAGUUCACUUUU